This is a messenger RNA of Diaporthe amygdali, 687 nucleotides long. RefSeq lists its product as uncharacterized. Lineage: Eukaryota; Fungi; Ascomycota; Sordariomycetes; Diaporthales; Diaporthaceae. The coding region runs from base 1 to 687 and encodes 228 amino acids. The transcript has a single exon. The record is from RefSeq and is a predicted model, not a curated record.
AUGGCCCAGGCAACAGAAACGGUAGGCAUAUUUCAACAAAAUCAUCCCCUCCACACUCCUCUCCCCUUCCCCCGGCCACCCUACUGGAACAGUGCGCUAAUCAGGCGGGUCAAUCUUUGCAGAGGACUCCCAAAGCAUUUCAUAAGGAAGCUUGAGUCGAGGCUGCGGCACACCGAGACCUUGCUGCGUAGCGUCCUCAGCUAUGUAUCAGACGAGCAGCUGGAGUCAUCGGUCCGUGGCGUAACCCCACUGGUCACGCCGGAGAGCUCACAGGAUAAAGAAAAUGCCGACCCUGACGUCUGGCAGCUCUAUCCCCUGACGACCCUCGAGGAUGUACGAGCAUGGCAGUCUCGCACGGCGGUACCCGAGCUGCCUGGGCCGCCGAGCGCACAUGGCCCAGAGGAAGACGCCCCUGUCGAAGAUGACAGUCUGCCGUCCCAGUGUGGCGGUAUGUCUGGCCAGAGCAAUCAGUCCCCAUGUCCGGUCCGAGAAGUGACCGCAGCCCCUGAUACAAGGGAGCGCACCUUCCAGGUCGAACAUCACGCUACCAAUGUCCAACCAACAUCUGGCGAGGUGGGAUGUAGAGACAGUCACGCGCCGCAUCAUUCGGGGGCCAGGACAGACCAGCCGAGUCCGGUCACGAGCACAUUUCUCCCUGCAGAUUUCCAGAAGGAGUUUUUAUGGUGA